UGCUGAAAUGGACAUGUUUGUUUAGAUAUAUUGAGUAAUUUGAUGGAAUAUGGUAUGAAUAUGUUAUUGGUGCAAAUGAUAUGUUUAUGAUCCUUAUGAUGUGAAUCAUUGGAUUAAAAAGGAUCUGUGACGGUUUUGCCCUAGAUCUGAAAUUACAGUGGAUAUAUUGGGACCUUCGGGUCAACAUAUUGGGACCUUCGGGUCAAAUCAUAGUGGGACCUUCGGGUCAAUCAUAUUGGGACCUUCGGGUCAAACAUAUUGGGACCUUCGGGUCAAUCAUAUUGGGACCUUCGGGUCAAACAUAUUGGGACCUUCGGGUCAUAUUACAGUGGGACCUUCAGGUCAAAUCAUAAUGGGACCUACGGGUCAAUUAUAUUGGAAAUCCCGGGCAGAUACCAGGCUUGACUGUCACAGAAUAAUAAAUUGAUCAGAGAGGCAUAUGCAUAUGAAUAUGAAAUGGUUUGUUUUUAAAGUAUGAGAUGUAUUGUUUCUGAUUAUAUGUUUUGAUAAAAGAGUAUGCUUGAUAUUGUAUCAUGUGAGAUUAAAGUGUUAUCAGGUUUGGCAGCUGACGCAUAUUGGCAACUUUCUCCUCCUCAUCAGUUUCGCAUGUAGAUAAAUGUAUAGUAUAUAGAGUUGUGAGAGGGUUUCACUACUUUACAGGAUGUUUUGAAAUAUGUGCUGGAUGAAUGUUGAAUUUUAGAGUUAUAUAAUAUGUGUGUUCUAUGAAUUAGACACGUGUAUCGAUUGCUUUUAUGAUAAGAAAUUUAUUUAUAGUAAGUGCAUACAUCAGAGGGGUUGAGGUGUCACAUUUAGGUGGUAUCAGAGCGGGGAUAAAAUCCCGCUGGGACAUUGCAUCCAUACAUUGCAUAUGAUACGUAUUGGGUAUAAGUUGCAUUUGCAUUUGAAUAAUCAGGAACAUGGAUAUUCCUGAACAUACGUCAUCGAGGAGAGAAGGGUCAGCCGCCCCGCAUAAUUCAUCAACUGCAGAAGCAUCUGAUACACCUGUUGCAUCAUCUCGGGGUAGCCAGCCAAUACAUAGGCAGGUUGAACAAGAAGUACAGGGGCUAGAAAUGAGACCAAGGGGUAAAAAUUUUAAAGAACUACGAAAGAUGGGAGCCGUUGACUUUGUUGGGACUACUGAUCCUGCCGAGGCUGAGAUAUGGUUGAAGAGGACAGAGCGUGUGUUUAAUCAGAUGGGUUGUAUUACAGAAGAACGUUUUGAUUAUGCAGUGUCUCUUCUUCAGGGCGAUGCUUACUAUUGGUGGGAGACUGUCCCACGAGCUAUGAUACAUCCUCCAGUACUCAGUUGGGAUGACUUCUUGAGAGAGUUCAGUGAUAAGUAUAUGCCACCAGUGUAUCGUGAUGAGAAGCAAAGAGAGUUUUUGUCCCUUAAACAAGGAUCUAUAUCAGUUGCAGAUUAUGAAGUGAAGUUUACUCAGCUUUCUCGUUAUGCAUCGGCAUUGCUACCUACAGAACAAGAUAAGUGCAGACAUUUUGAAGAAGGAUUGAUAUACGAGAUAAGAAGCAAAAUCACACCUUCAGACUUUCGUACUUAUAAUGAUCUACGUGCAGCAGCUAUACGAGCAGAAAGACUAGUGAAAGAAAGACAUGUGUAUAUUCAAAGACAAAAGAGGGGACCACCGGAGUAUAGGGGUGAAUCAAGCUCGAACAUUUCAAAAAGGCCUAGUUCUUUUUCUUCGGCAUCGAGUUUCAGUAGAGGAGGUAAAUUGGGUCAAAGAGGCGGACGUGCACCACCUUUUAGUUAUGAGUGGGGACGAGGAUCUGGUGUGACAGCACGUGCACGACCUUUAUGCGUGCACUGUGGACGACCACAUACAGGAGAGUGUCGACUAAUUAUAGGAGGUUGCUUUCACUGCGGUCAACAAGGACACUAUUAUAGGGAAUGCCCACUUCGGCCUAACAUGAUAUCGAGUGGAAGAGCAGCGACGGAACCAACAGUACAGAAUGUGCGACCCGCAGCAUCGAGUGCAAGUAAUAAUCGAGGUCGUGGAAGAGGACAGACUAUGAGUGCAAGUAUUAGAAAGAAAUGAAUUUUGCGGACAAAAUUCCUAAAGAGGGGAAGAAUUGUGACAUCCGUGACCCAAAUCAUACAUCAUAUGGCAUAAUUACAUAUUUUAUUAUAUAUUAGUUAUGCAAAUGUGUAUGUGUGCUUAAUACUAAGUGUCUUGUGCAUGGAAAAUGUGUGCAUGGGAUUUAUAGUAAUAUGUAGUGAGAAUAUGGAAAGAAAAGAAAGUAACUCUUUGUAUUAGUUUAGCUUCUGAGGUAAGCUUCGUAUUUAGCUUCUGAGGUAAGCUUCGUAUUUAGCUUCUGAUGUAAGCUUCGUAUUUAGCUUCUGAGGUAAGCUUCGGUUUAGCUUCUGAAGUAAGCUUCGUCAUAUAUAUAAAGGAGUUGAAAGAGGUUAAAAAAAAGGGAAGAAGGGGGAAAAAGAGAGAGAAAUUCUACACUUAUGAAUUUUUGAGAGGAUCAAGGAACGUAGAUCGGGAAUCAAGAGCUAGUGUUUGACCAGGUUAUCUAUCCUAAUCAGGAACAUGGAUAUUCCUGAACAUACGUCAUCGAGGAGAGAAGGGUCAGCCGCCCCGCAUAAUUCAUCAACUGCAGAAGCAUCUGAUACACCUGUUGCAUCAUCUCGGGGUAGCCAGCCAAUACAUAGGCAGGUUGAACAAGAAGUACAGGGGCUAGAAAUGAGACCAAGGGGUAAAAAUUUUAAAGAACUACGAAAGAUGGGAGCCGUUGACUUUGUUGGGACUACUGAUCCUGCCGAGGCUGAGAUAUGGUUGAAGAGGACAGAGCGUGUGUUUAAUCAGAUGGGUUGUAUUACAUAAGAACGUUUUGAUUAUGCAGUGUCUCUUCUUCAGGGCGAUGCUUACUAUUGGUGGGAGACUGUCCCACGAGCUAUGAUACAUCCUCCAGUACUCAGUUGGGAUGACUUCUUGAGAGAGUUCAGUGAUAAGUAUAUGCCACCAGUGUAUCGUGAUGAGAAGCAAAGAGAGUUUUUGUCCCUUAAACAAGGAUCUAUAUCAGUUGCAGAUUAUGAAGUGAAGUUUACUCAGCUUUCUCGUUAUGCAUCGGCAUUGCUACCUACAGAACAAGAUAAGUGCAGACGUUUUGAAGAAGGAUUGAUAUACGAGAUAAGAAGCAAAAUCACACCUUCAGACUUUCGUACUUAUAAUGAUCUACGUGCAGCAGCUAUACGAGCAGAAAGACUAGUGAAAGAAAGACAUGUGUAUAUUCAAAGACAAAAGAGGGGACCACCGGAGUAUAGGGGUGAAUCAAGCUCGAACAUUUCAAAAAGGCCUAGUUCUUUUUCUUCGGCAUCGAGUUUCAGUAGAGGAGGUAAAUUGGGUCAAAUAGGCGGACGUGCACCACCUUUUAGUUAUGAGUGGGGACGAGGAUCUGGUGUGACAGUACGUGCACGACCUUUAUGCGUGCACUGUGGACGACCACAUACAGGAGAGUGUCGACUAAUUAUAGGAGGUUGCUUUCACUGCGGUCAACAAGGACACUAUUAUAGGGAAUGCCCACUUCGGCCUAACAUGAUAUCGAGUGGAAGAGCAGCGACGGAACCAACAGUACAGAAUGUGCGACCCGCAGCAUCGAGUGCAAGUAAUAAUCGAGGUCGUGGAAGAGGACAGACUAUGAGUGCAAGUAUUAGAAAGAAAUGAAUUUUGCGGACAAAAUUCCUAAAGAGGGGAAGAAUUGUGACAUCCGUGACCCAAAUCAUACAUCAUAUGGCAUAAUUACAUAUUUUAUUAUAUAUUAGUUAUGCAAAUGUGUAUGUGUGCUUAAUACUAAGUGUCUUGUGCAUGGAAAAUGUGUGCAUGGGAUUUAUAGUAAUAUGUAGUGAGAAUAUGGAAAGAAAAGAAAGUAACUCUUUGUAUUAGUUUAGCUUCUGAGGUAAGCUUCGUAUUUAGCUUCUGAGGUAAGCUUCGUAUUUAGCUUCUGAUGUAAGCUUCGUAUUUAGCUUCUGAGGUAAGCUUCGGUUUAGCUUCUGAAGUAAGCUUCGUCAUAUAUAUAAAGGAGUUGAAAGAGGUUAAAAAAAAGGGAAGAAGGGGGAAAAAGAGAGAGAAAUUCUACACUUAUGAAUUUUUGAGAGGAUCAAGGAACGUAGAUCGGGAAUCAAGAGCUAGUGUUUGACCAGGUUAUCUAUCCUAAUCAGGAACAUGGAUAUUCCUGAACAUACGUCAUCGAGGAGAGAAGGGUCAGCCGCCCCGCAUAAUUCAUCAACUGCAGAAGCAUCUGAUACACCUGUUGCAUCAUCUCGGGGUAGCCAGCCAAUACAUAGGCAGGUUGAACAAGAAGUACAGGGGCUAGAAAUGAGACCAAGGGGUAAAAAUUUUAAAGAACUACGAAAGAUGGGAGCCGUUGACUUUGUUGGGACUACUGAUCCUGCCGAGGCUGAGAUAUGGUUGAAGAGGACAGAGCGUGUGUUUAAUCAGAUGGGUUGUAUUACAGAAGAACGUUUUGAUUAUGCAGUGUCUCUUCUUCAGGGCGAUGCUUACUAUUGGUGGGAGACUGUCCCACGAGCUAUGAUACAUCCUCCAGUACUCAGUUGGGAUGACUUCUUGAGAGAGUUCAGUGAUAAGUAUAUGCCACCAGUGUAUCGUGAUGAGAAGCAAAGAGAGUUUUUGUCCCUUAAACAAGGAUCUAUAUCAGUUGCAGAUUAUGAAGUGAAGUUUACUCAGCUUUCUCGUUAUGCAUCGGCAUUGCUACCUACAGAACAAGAUAAGUGCAGACGUUUUGAAGAAGGAUUGAUAUACGAGAUAAGAAGCAAAAUCACACCUUCAGACUUUCGUACUUAUAAUGAUCUACGUGCAGCAGUUAUACGAGCAGAAAGACUAGUGAAAGAAAGACAUGUGUAUAUUCAAAGACAAAAGAGGGGACCACCGGAGUAUAGGGGUGAAUCAAGCUCGAACAUUUCAAAAAGGCCUAGUUCUUUUUCUUCGGCAUCGAGUUUCAGUAGAGGAGGUAAAUUGGGUCAAAGAGGCGGACGUGCACCACCUUUUAGUUAUGAGUGGGGACGAGGAUCUGGUGUGACAGCACGUGCACGACCUUUAUGCGUGCACUGUGGACGACCACAUACAGGAGAGUGUCGACUAAUUAUAGGAGGUUGCUUUCACUGCGGUCAACAAGGACACUAUUAUAGGGAAUGCCCACUUCGGCCUAACAUGAUAUCGAGUGGAAGAGCAGCGACGGAACCAACAGUACAGAAUGUGCGACCCGCAGCAUCGAGUGCAAGUAAUAAUCGAGGUCGUGGAAGAGGACAGACUAUGAGUGCAAGUAUUAGAAAGAAAUGAAUUUUGCGGACAAAAUUCCUAAAGAGGGGAAGAAUUGUGACAUCCGUGACCCAAAUCAUACAUCAUAUGGCAUAAUUACAUAUUUUAUUAUAUAUUAGUUAUGCAAAUGUGUAUGUGUGCUUAAUACUAAGUGUCUUGUGCAUGGAAAAUGUGUGCAUGGGAUUUAUAGUAAUAUGUAGUGAGAAUAUGGAAAGAAAAGAAAGUAACUCUUUGUAUUAGUUUAGCUUCUGAGGUAAGCUUCGUAUUUAGCUUCUGAGGUAA
Messenger RNA from Salvia splendens (bonfire salvia), 5576 nucleotides. RefSeq lists its product as uncharacterized. The record is from RefSeq and is a predicted model, not a curated record. Bases 4182 to 5315 code for a protein of 377 amino acids. Lineage: Eukaryota; Viridiplantae; Streptophyta; Magnoliopsida; Lamiales; Lamiaceae. Gene Ontology annotation, molecular function: zinc ion binding; nucleic acid binding. The transcript has 3 exons.